This is a messenger RNA of Thlaspi arvense, 1515 nucleotides long. Lineage: Eukaryota; Viridiplantae; Streptophyta; Magnoliopsida; Brassicales; Brassicaceae. The record is from the annotation of a GenBank genome assembly.
AUGCCUAGUCCAACGAUAUUGCAGGAGCAGAAGAGUUUGAGCUCUGAAUUUUCGAUUUUUACAACAACUCUCGCCGACAUUGAUGAAGAAGAGAACCCAGCGAUUCUGCAGAGGAUGAACGAAGAGUUGAAGAAGACCAGAAGAGGAGGAUCAACGAAGACACCAAUUGACUUCGCUCUUACGGUAUCACAAACCCUAACCCGUUCAGAUUUGGUCGACAUUUUCAAUCAGGAACUAAAGGUUCUGAGAUCUGAAAUGGAGAAUAAGGUUCAAACGAGUGAUCGGUUUGUGCCUCGUGGUCGUAGUUCCGAUUGUGUAGAAGAAGGGAAAGUAGAAGAACCACAUGAAGAAGUUAAGUAUCUUGCGGAUGAGGUUUUAGAAUGGAUCUCUAGGGGUGACCUUGAAUCCGAUAUCUCCACCGAAGAUUCUGUGUGCAAACCAGAAGAUGGUGGUGACAAUCUCGAAAAAUUUGAUGAAAACGAACAGGUGAAUAAUGCAGAAGAAGGUGGUGGCAUUGAUGAGGUUAUCGAGGAGUUGUUAGAAAAGAUUGAGGAAGAUGGAAGUUACUUGGAGCGGAUCAAAGACGAUUAUGACUUUGGAGAUUUUCUUGAGGGUUUCGUAAGAAAUAUACUGAGAGAGAAAGCUGAGGAGGAAGAGAAGGUGAUUUCUUCAUGGAUCACUAACGGAGAGCCUGAAGUGGAAACCGGAGUUGCAGAAGAGAAGAAGGAAGAGAGAAGAGAUACUAAGAAGAAGAGUCCAGUGAAGGUGACACUGGAGAGGAGUGUACAAGAACCAAGCGUGACUAAACGUGAUUGCUCCGGGUAUGCGAGACGGUUGUAUUUGAUUGAGAAACUGAAGGAACGAGAUGAGAAUCUAAAGAAGAGGAGAGGUAAAGCUGUUAGUUGUGGAGCGGAGUUCUCGUUUCUUGUGGCGGAAUAUAUGUUUUUGAUACCUAAUGAGCUUCUUGCUAUCGAAAUCGAAGACUUCUGGAUCUGUCUAAGGCGAUUUGGGGUCAAUGAAGAUGAUGAUAAGGGUACUACAAGUGUAGUCAUGAGAAAGCUCGAGAAAGUCUUUGAGGUGGUGAUUAGGAAGAAGGAGAACAAGGAGCACCAUAGUGUGGACCUCCCUGAAUCUGUUAGGUUUGAUGAUUACAUUCCGCUCUGCGUAGAUGCAAUCCAAAUCUUGGGAAAGAUUGUUUGCGCUCUGAGACGCAACAAAAGUGAAAGACUCGAGGUUUCUUAUGUGGAUUCUCUGUUUGUUGAUUUCGAAAAAGUGUUGAUGAAGAUAGAGCUGAGGCUAGCAGAGAUGAAGCAACGGUUAUACAGAUCGGUUUCUGCAGAUUAUGAAUCGUUUUCGAAGUCAGAGAGGUUUGAUGGGUUUCUCAGAAGGAAGCUUAUGAAGAGGGUCAAUGCGGAUAGUAGAUUCGGGAGAUCAGUGAUCGGAUCUUACUUAGCUGAGAUAUGGAGUUCUCUGUUUGAGACAGAGGCAUUACAAGAGCAGAGCAAAGCAGAAUGA